Messenger RNA from Rotaria sordida, 378 nucleotides. Lineage: Eukaryota; Metazoa; Rotifera; Eurotatoria; Philodinida; Philodinidae. The record is from the annotation of a GenBank genome assembly.
AUGGGUAGUGCUGGAUCAAAACGUCGAACAGGAGGACGUGAUCAAGAUUGGUUAAUACAAACAUUAGAUGAUCAUGAAAGUGGAAUUAAUUGUAUGGCAUUAAGUAAUGAUAGUACAGUACUUGCUACAGGUUCUGAUGAUCAUACUAUACGUUUAUGGAGUACGAAAACAACACCUAUCGAAUGUCUUAGUAUACUUUCUGGUCAUACGGAUUAUAUAACACAUAUUAUUAUGUAUACACAUUAUUUAAUUAGUGCAAGUGCAGAUCAAACAAUAAGAAAAUGGGAUAUGAUGAAUGGACAAUGUAUGCUUGUUUGUACUGGUCAUACAUCAUUAGUUAAUCGAAUUAUUUGCAUUGGUAAUUUUGAAUAUUUUUAA